Effrenium voratum is the source of this 1348-nucleotide messenger RNA. Lineage: Eukaryota; Dinophyceae; Suessiales; Symbiodiniaceae. The record is from the annotation of a GenBank genome assembly.
AGGUUGGCAGCGAACCUCUAGUUCCAAUCGGCUUUGCCCCGGGGUCGCUCUUCCAGUCUGAGCUGUUGGUCAUCGUGCUGGGCAGCUCUUUCAAUCGUGCAACGAGACCUGACGGGCUGGAUUUGCAUCCCAUCGUCGGCGGCGUUUGGGUAUUUGGCCAAAUUUUCCUCUUCAGCAUGAUCGGGAGCAAAAUUGACGCCUCGGUCUUGCGGAACACGCUGCGCGUGGCGCCGGUUCUGCUCUUCGGCCUGUGCUGCCGCUUCCUCGGAGUGGUUCUGGCCGUGCACCUCGCGCACACGCGCAAGGACGACUCUGGGGAUUUGCAGCGCAAAGACGUCCGGAAAGAAAUUCUCUUUGUGUUUCUGAGUUCCUUGCCUCGGGCCUCCCUGCAGGGCGCCCUGGGCUUUGUGCCCAUCAAGGAGCGUUUCUUCGGCGGAGGCCCCGAGGCCAGAUCUGCAUGUCUCUUCAUCGCAGACAGUGCCCGGCUCUACAUCAUGAUCAUGUCCCUCGUCGGCUCCACGCUCUUGCAUCGCCUUGGCCCCGUGUUGCUUGCCGAGGACCCAGAGGACGACGAAGAGCGCGGGAGAAGAGUCCUGGUGACCUUUGAGGAUGAGCCCGUGCAGUUGAAGGAAAUGAAGGACGCAAGGAGAGCAGGGGGUAGUGAAUGCACCAAGAAGCUGCUUAGUGAAAGGAGCGCUUCCUUCCCAGUGAUCCAGUCCAGCACUGCGGGGUCUGCGCCGGGUGUGCUCCUGCCAGUGUCAGUGAACGAGGAGACGCAGCAAGAAGAGCGGAAGGAGGAGGAGAAGGUUGAGAAGGAAGGAGGCUUCAUCCGCAGACCCGAGAGGACAUGGGCCAGGGUCUGUCUUGGCAAUGUACCUCGCAAGAAGGCCUCGAUGAGGACUGCGAAGACAUCUUCCGGGUUUCUGCGCCACGCUACACUUGAGGAGUUGACCCUAGACACAGAUUUCCAGAGCGCGCUGCGGACGAUCCAAACCGUCUAUGGCAUCUCUGGCGGCUCAGGCCCCAGCUCUGACGAGCUUGUGAAAUACCUGGAUGACAAGUAUUCAGCGCCAGUGAGGGUGCAGAUGCCAGAGCUGGAUGACAUUGGACCGAUGACCAGCAAGUUCAGAUCAUUGCAUCAGUUUUAGGACGAGGGUGUGCCUCAAUUUGACCACUCCGGUUCCAUCCCUUUGGAAGAUGUUCGGAACUUGUUACCCCUUGCGCCAGCCAAUGUGUGCUGACCUUGGGUUUCACCCUGCAGAGGGCAGCAAGUGCUCCCGGAGUGCUCCGCUCAAGAAAGGAAGCAAGCUCAGAAGCUUAGCGCGAAAGGAGAAGGAGCAAGUGGGCA